Messenger RNA from Rubroshorea leprosula, 3254 nucleotides. Lineage: Eukaryota; Viridiplantae; Streptophyta; Magnoliopsida; Malvales; Dipterocarpaceae. The record is from the annotation of a GenBank genome assembly.
CAUUGUGGCAGCAGUCAUAUGGGUUACAAUUCUUACAGCAGCCACAAAAAUGUUAGCAGCAGCAGUGUCGCAAGAAUCAGAAGCCAAGGCAUUGUUGGAUUGUGGGUGGUGGAAUAACUACAUCGUCAGCGGUUUACAUCAUUGUAGCUGGCUUGGCGUGACAUGCGACCAUAACGGAACCGUCAUCGAGAUUAGCCCUCCAGUGCAAUUAAAUAUGGGAGGAAGUUCAGCAAAGUUGAACUUUUCUGCCUUCCCCAAUCUUAUUCGGCUUGAUCUUGCUUCUCAAGGACUUAAAGGAGGCAUCCCUCCUAGUUUGGGUCAUCUAACCAAACUUAGAAAACUGUCUCUUGGGACGAAUCAACUUAGUGGAUCCAUACCUCCAGAAAUUGGGAAGCUACAUAAUUUGGUUACUUUGGAUCUUUCUUGCAACUCUCUUUCAGGUGAAGUUCCUCCCACUUUAGAAUUUGGAAAUAUGAAGAAUCUCAGCUUUCUACGUAUGGAUAGAAACCAGCUUACCGGUCUCUUGCCUCCAACUUUGGGUCUCCUUCACAAGUUGAAGCACUUAAAUCUUGCGGUAAAUCAAAUCAAUGGUUCCAUCCCCUUGGAGAUAGGAAAUUUGAAGAAUCUAGCUUACUUGCAUCUUGGUUCGAAUCUUUUAGAAGGUUUAAUACCUGGAGAUAUUGCACAAGCAAAAUCCUUGAAAUUUUUGGACCUUGGGCAGAACAGGUUCACUGGCCUCAUCCCCUUCCAAAUUGGUCGUCUUUCUAUGCUCUCGGAGUUCUAUGCUGACCAUAACUUCAUUAGUACAGAGAUACCUUCCGAGCUUGGGAACUUAACAAAUCUAUUUACCUUGGAUCUCAGCCACAACUUCAUCAGCGGGGAGAUACCUUUCCAACUUCGGAAUUUAAAAAAUUUACGAACCUUGGAUCUCAGCCAGAAUCGUGUUACAGGUUCGAUCCCUCCAGCUCUGCUUCAUCUAACCAACCUGACCUAUUUGUAUCUUGAUUCAAAUCUUUUACAAGGUCAUAUACCCAUGGGAAUUGGGAAUUUGAGAAUUUUGUGCAACAGUCAGAACAAAUUGAGUAGACCCAUCCCUGUUCAGUUUAGGAAUUGCUUCAAAUUAAUGGAGUUAUCACUGAGCAACAAUUACUUAAAUGGAAGCAUCCCCCUUCAGAUUGGUUAUCUCUAUAGCCUCUCACUAAUUAAUAUCAGCCACAAUUCCAUUAGUGGAAUGAUACCUUUUCAACUUGGGGAUUUACCAAAGUUGGAGGUCUUGGAUCUUAGUUACAAUAAUCUCUCAAGCUCUAUUCCAAAAAACUUGCUUCAUCUAACUUCUUUGAGGGGCUUGUAUCUUGUUUCAAAUCUUUUAGAAGGUCAUAUACCUGGUAGUAUUGAGAAUAUGUGCUCUUUGCAAUAUUUAUGCCUUUCCCAAAAUAGAUUGAGUGGACCCAUUCCAAUUCAGCUUGGAAAUUGCUUGAACUUAACGGAGUUGUCAUUGAGCAAGAACUCCUUAAGUGGAAGCAUCCCUAUUCAAAUAGGCAAACUCUCUAUACUCUCACGAAUUGAUAUCAGCCACAAUUUCAUUAGUGGACCUAUCCCUGUUCAGCUUAGGAAUUGCCUUAAAUUAAAGGAGUUAUCAUUGAACAACAACUACUUAAGUGGAAGCAUCCCCCUUCAUAUUGGCAUUCUCCAUAGUCUCUCACUGAUUAAUAUCAGCCACAAUUCCAUCGGUGGAAUAAUACCUUAUGAACUUGGGGAUUUACCAAACUUGGAGGCCUUGGAUCUUAGUUACAAUAGUCUCUCAGGCCAAAUCCCUAUUACAUUGCUUCAUUUUCCUAAAAGCUCUUUCAUAGGAAACAGGGGUUUAAAUGAUCUCCACCUUGGGAACAAAGGGAACAAAGGGAACAAAGUGUUGAGGCCCAUUAAAAUUAUUCUUCCCACUACCAUUUCUCUUGCCUUGGUAUCUCUAGCUUUGUUGUUGCUUUGCAGAAGAAUACAUGGAGCUAAAAGUAGAAAAGCAUAUCGAAGUCAAAUGAAAAAUGGAGAUAUAUUCUCAGUAUGGAACUUUGAUGGAAGGAUUGCAUAUGAAGAUGUCAUUGAAGCAACUGAGGAUUUUGACAUCAAAUAUUGCAUUGGGACUGGUGGCUAUGGUAGUGUUUAUAGAGCACAAUUGCCAAGUGGCAAAGUAGUUGCUUUAAAGAAGCUUCAUCGAAGGGAAGCAGAGGAGCCAACUUUUGAUAAGAGUUUUAGGAAUGAGGUUAAGAUGUUGACAGAAAUACGACAUAGGAAUAUAGUGAAGCUUCAUGGAUUCUGCCUACACAGGAGAUGUAUGUUUUUGAUCUAUGAAUACAUGGAAAGAGGAAGUUUGUUUUGUGUGCUUAGAAAGGAUGAUGAAGCCGUGGAGUUGGAUUGGAACAUGAGAUUGAAUGUCAUAAAAAACACAGCACAUGCUUUGUCUUACCUUCACCAUGAUUGCAUCCCACCCAUCCUUCAUCGUGACAUAUCAAGCAACAACAUUCUUUUGAACUCAGAAAGUGAGGCUUUUGUUUCUGAUUUUGGAAAUUCUAGGUUUUUGGAUCCUGAUUCAUCCGAUUAUACUGUACUUGUCGGCACUUAUGGUUACAUUGCCCCAGAGCUCGCCUAUUCGAUUGCUGCGACUGAGAAGUGUGAUGUUUAUAGCUUUGGAGUUGUGGCAUUAGAAGUACUAAUGGGAAGGCAUCCUAAGGAACUAUUGACAUCAUUGUCAUCAUCACUAUCUUCUUUGCUAAAUGUGAUGCUAAGUGACAUAUUAGAUACGCGUCUAUCACCUCCACGAAGCAGAAAUCUUACCCAGAAUAUUGUGGUGGCUGCGACACUUGCAUUUGCUUGCUUGCGUGCAAAACCCAAGUCUAGGCCAACAAUGAAAUUUGUUUCUCAACAGUUUGUUGCACGCCAAAGGCCACUCUUGAAGCCUUUUUUGGCUAUUUCUCUAUUGGAACUGAUGAAUAGUGAUUUGGAGAUGGAAAAUGAAAUAGAAUCUCUACCUGAUGUUUCAAGUCAUCCAACAAUGUAUCAUGGUUGUUCUUCAAACAAAGUCCUUGAUAUUUAAUUCUGGGAAGCCAAAGGCUGCCUUGUUUUGAUGACAGAUUGUCCAUAAAAAUAGCUUUGUUCCUCCGUUGGUUAUUGGAAGGAGAACAAAGCAUUACGUGUAAUAAUUUUUUUACUUCUUAUAUGGUAUACACACAUUAGUGAGUUAAUGAACCUUUGAGAUCCUA